CGUACGCGCCAGUGUUCGAUAUUUUUGUACAUUUAUUUAAUAUUUUUGUACAUUAAUUCGAUAAUUUAGUACAUAAAUUUGAUAGUUUUGUACAAAUUCGGUAUCCAGUAAAGAGUGUGUCGGUAGUUUUGGAUUGAGUGUGUGUGUGUGUAAUAGGAAACAAAUUUUUGACUACGAACCCCAUAGCAGCCAUGUUAAAAGACAUCCACAAAUAAGAGCCCACUAUUGUAUCUGGUCGCUGUUGUAAGAAACUAAGAUGGCGUCGUGUGUGAGCGGACAUUUUGGACAGGAGUAUAUGCCGGUGGCUGAGUUUUAUGCGGACAAAUCCGUGUUCGUUACUGGAGGCACCGGAUUUAUGGGAAAGGUUCUAGUUGAGAAGUUGUUACGCAGCUGUCCAAAGAUCAAGAAUAUCUAUCUGCUCAUGCGACCGAAGAGGGGUCAGGAUGUGGCGUCGCGUCUCACUGAACUCACACAGUCACCGCUGUUCGAGACACUACGGAAAGAACGGCCCUUCGAGCUGAACAAGAUUGUGCCCAUCGUUGGCGACAUCACGGAACCGGAACUUGGCAUCAGCGUUUCCGACCAGGCCAUGCUUUGCCAAAAGGUUUCUGUGGUUUUCCAUUCAGCUGCUACAGUGAAAUUUGAUGAGAAACUCAAACUGUCCGUCACUAUCAACAUGCUAGGCACACAGCAGUUGGUCCAGCUCUGUCAUCGUAUGCUCCUUCUAGAGGCUCUAGUCCACGUCUCAACAGCGUACUGUAAUUGUGAGCGAGAACGCGUAGAAGAGACGGUCUACGCUCCCCCGGCGCACCCUGAACACGUGGUCACCCUGGUCCAGACCUUACCAGAUGAGCUGGUGGAUAGAAUCACUCCUGAUCUCGUUGGUGACCGGCCAAACACGUAUACAUUCACGAAGGCGCUAGCGGAAGAUAUGCUGAUAAAGGAGUGUGGCAAGCUGCCUGUGGCCAUUGUCCGACCGUCUAUUGUGUUGUCUUCUGUCCGAGAACCGGUCCAGGGUUGGGUGGACAACUGGAACGGACCCAAUGGCAUCAUAGCGGCUGUUGGCAAGGGCAUCUUCCGUAGCAUGUUGGGCACUGGGGCGCGGGUGGCCGAUCUCGUUCCCGUGGACACAGUUAUUAAUUUGAUGAUCGUGUGUGCGUGGCGGACAAGCCAGAGAAGAAACGAUGGCGUGCUCGUUUACAACUGCUGCACCGGGCAGCAGAACCCAAUCACGUGGCAGCGCUUCGUGCGGACCAGCUUUAAAUACAUGCGGAAACAUCCCUUCAGCGAAGUGCUCUGGUACCCAGGCGGUGAUAUAACGAACAACCGCCUCAAACACACCGCUCUCUCGCUGAUCGAGCACCGGGCCCCCGCCUUCGUGAUGGACACCUUUGCACGGGCCACGGGCAAGAAACCCAUGAUGAUGCGGGUGCAAAACAAAUUGGAAAAGGCGGCGGCCUGCCUCGAAUACUUCACCACCCGCCAGUGGGCGUUCGCGGAUGACAACGUUCAGGCUCUGUGCACGGCCCUAUCGCCUGAGGACAGACGCAUUUUCGACUUUAACGUCAGAAACAUCGACUGGGAUGCGUACAUAGAGAGCUACGUGCUUGGCAUCAGGAGGUUCUUGUUCAAAGAGAGCCCUGACACACUGCCUCGGUCCAGGACUCAUCUCCGAAGGUUACACAUAGUCCACAUUCUGACCCAACUGGCUGCUGUAUUCUUCCUCUGGAGAUUUCUCUUCUCUCGCUCGAACGCACUGCGUAACUUCUGGCGACGCAUACUGGACUUCAUAACGCGCGCGGCGAGAUUGCUCGCCAUAGCCUGAUGCAGAUAGCCUUAACCUUGGGCUUCGUAGUUCAGCCUGUUCGAUUCACAAAACGCUAGCAAUGGUAUAGUUCUAAACUCUCGGGCGGUCAGCGGAGCGUUCGUGUCAAGCGAUCUGCGUCUUAAAUCGCAUAUUGCAAAGUCUUCAAAUCCCCUCAAAGGCGUAAGCGGCGGAAAGUGUCCAAAAUGUUAUCGUUUUCAUUUUAGGAACAAAUGAAACAUACAUUCUUGAAACGAAAAUUUUCAAUUUCGCCGAUAAAUUACCAUGUAGAAACUUUAUCAGUCGUACAAUUGAAAGUCAGAUUCUUACGCUUGACGCUGAUCGCUGGCCGCUGAGCGUAACAAAAUGGAAGUCAUAAGUAACAAAGUGGAGAAAAGCGCUCGUUUUGUGAAUCUUUGCUGUUUUUGCUGGUUGGAAUGUGAAUGGUGUUAGUAAGCUUGCGUGCUCGAUGCAUUCUGUACUUCUAGUGUAAAUUUCAUUCAAUAAAACUUACGUGUUAAAUAAGCAUCAUUAUGUAUAGUUAAGCUGUUACCAAAACGUCCCGCUUGGUGCGCUGUUCAAAAUUCCAUACAAAAUGAGGCUUGAAUCGAUACGUUCUAGAAUGAAAUUUACACUAGGGUUUCUGUUGUUGAUUUUUUAUGUAAUGUAAUGAAGGAAAGUGACACAGUGGACGGUUUAAAAGUUGGCUCGGAUUUACUUUAACGAAAUGUAAGUCUUUCUGCUUUUUUGCGUAAAAAUAAUUAAGCGCAGUGGUAAAAUAUGCAAAACCCAAGUUGCGCAAAAGAGUCGAAAUAUAUUUCAAAUAAUGUCACUAUCCAUAAAAGACAACGUUUGUAUGAAAAGCUCAUUUCAUACGAACGUCCACUUUCGUUUUAAGUGUGUAUGUAUAUAUCAGCCUUAAAAGACAGAUACUUAUAAAAAGUUAUAGUAUAAGGACGACCCAGUAGUGAAUCUCCCGCGAUCGGUGUUUGGCUCUCUCGCACGCGCCGCGCGCGACCUUGGGUUUCCACAUGUACUCUCUGCACCUCGCUGCGUGCGAGCGCUACUCAAGGACAAACCGCGCGGAGCAAAAUUUGUUAGAAGAAUUAUUACUGGUUUUAUACUGUGGUUAUGUGUCACUUUCGUUCGUACAUAGCGACCUUUCUGAAGGGUUUCGAUAUAGAAUUUUUAAGGACACAGCGGCAUAAAAUAGAUUGGUUUUCUCAAUUUGUAAGCUUCGUUCAAAGGUCUGAUACUGCUUCCACGGCACUAUGACAUUUAUUGUCCAUACACAUGUUAAAAAAAUACAAGAAAGUCUCAGAAAUUUUACGGAAAAUGAAAGAAACUUUCAAUUCGGUAAAUAUUUUCAUUCCCGUAUUUUAUGAAAAUAACUUUCAAUCAUGUGAAAAUUUUGAAUUUUUUGGAAAUUUAAUUUGUCUACCGAGUGACGUUAAAAUACUUAACACAAAGAUACGUUAAACGAAAUAUAUUAUUAACAACACUGUCUACUAAUUGUACCUAUAGAAUUGAAUUUUUAGCGUCACGCAGGGACAUUUGCAAUUAUAUUUGAAAGUGAGCCUUUCUUAACUGUGUACUCAUUAACAUCAUCAUCAUCAAGCAUCGAAGAUUCAACCCUCAGUUGCGAAAUUGUUCUCUACAUACAUUCUAAAAGAUGACUAUGAUGAUUCUGAGAUUUCUGAGGCACCAGGUCUUUCUGACAGCAAAAUUCAAAAUCCACCAAAACAUAUUAAGUCGAUUUUAUUUGAUUGGUGGAUUUUGAAGGUCGCUGUCAGAAAGUCCCCACAAAGUAUAAUCCCUUUCCAACCGAAAAAAUCGAAUUUUGAUGACAUUAUAUUUUUUUUUUU
Molecule: messenger RNA, 3669 nt
Organism: Leguminivora glycinivorella
Lineage: Eukaryota; Metazoa; Arthropoda; Insecta; Lepidoptera; Tortricidae
Product: putative fatty acyl-CoA reductase CG5065
Exons: 13
Coding region: 257-1825 (522 amino acids)
Biological process (GO): long-chain fatty-acyl-CoA metabolic process
Cellular component (GO): peroxisome
Molecular function (GO): alcohol-forming very long-chain fatty acyl-CoA reductase (NADP+) activity
Source: RefSeq, a predicted model, not a curated record